AUGGCGCGGAGCACAACUAAGGACAACAGGACACGAGCAGGACGGGCAGGAUCACAGCCCAAAAAGAAGAGCAAACCAACUAUUUUCAAAUGCCCUUUUACUGAGCAAAAUGUCUACAUCGAAAGGGCAACGUUGGCUGAUUUGAAAUCUAAAUCAACGUACCAUUCGAAUGGGAAGAAAAGGCUGUGGAUAUUGAGCUCGUCCCAGCUUCGUCAUGAACUAUAUGCUGAUGCAGCACAAGCUAUUGCAAGUCGUGAACAAGCUCUACUUCCAAGUUUCGGUGGUCGGUCUUGGGAGGUGACUUGCUGUAUGAGUGAGGAAAAUAGCAACACCCUUUUUCGAGCGUGGAAAGGCAAGAUGGAAUUAGCUGUCUUACCACAUGUGAUGGAAAAGAUUCCAGAUCCCCCGCGAUGGCCGGGAAGAAAAAGCCAGCAAUUGGAUGAAUACUUCGAGAAUGAUGACGAUCAAAGUAUUGUCAACUUACAAUCGAGAGAAGUAUCAACUUUAAGCUCGGUUGCCUGGGACUUGAAGCAUUUGUAUCCUGUGCCAGUUGUUAGCACAAAAUGGCUCUCUCCAUGUCGUAAAAAUUUUACAUCUCGCAAGAUGGCCUGGGAUCAUGCGACAGAGCUUGCCAAAAAAGAAAUAUUGAUCGACAAACACAUUUUGGGCAUCGGCGCAACGGGGAAGUUGCUCCAACCAACAAUACCCUCGGCACCCAUGGCCUUGAAGAUUGGCAAGCUAAGAUUUGAAAGGGAUGGACUAUGGGUUGUAAAUCAAGAGUUGACAUGGCAAGAAGAUCGCCAGGUGGUCCUGGAAGAAGAACAAGCAGAAGAUGAGGCGAGAAAAGAAACGGCUGGCAAAAAAAGCAAGAGAGAAAAGAAAAGAAAUUCAGCUGGAAAUAACCAUGGGUCGGGCCAGCAAGAGAUAGAAAUAGAUAGCAAACAAGUUUAUGGAUGGAAUUCUAAGAAAGCGAUGAAAACAGCCCCCCUCUCCUAUGGGGCCAGAAAACUUGAAUACCGCGAAGAGAAGCAAAAUGGUUUGGUCGGAACGAAACUUACCUUGAAACAGGCCAAAUCCGAGCUACGAGAGCUAUGGAAGACACUCUCUGAAAAUGAGCAAACGCACUGGAAAGAAAGACUUUCCUCUUCGCUUGCAUGUGAAGGAAUGUCAACGGAAAGCUCGGGGGAGUCCUGCGUCGAGGAUAUCAAACAAGGAGAAGGUGAUGUAGAAAACAGCAAUCACAAGAAAAGUAACUCUUCGAGCAAAAAUUGUGCAACGGAAAUUCGUGUCCCGCAUAUCUCUGCCACCAGUCAGUAUUUGGCAACAUUGAAAUCCCUUACUCCUUCUAAUAUGACACCGGAACCACAAGUUGCUGUCCCAAAAGGUGUGGAAGAAAAAAAUGGAGAAAAGUCGGUAACUGCGUCUCAGCUUCGAGUAUUGCAUCGGAGCAGUGAGGUCAAUUCUGUAACCACUUUGCAGACGCCGCAAGACAGCAACGAAAAAAAGAACGCAGAUGGUUCGAUUCGACCAAACGAAGCAGCAACGAAUGAAGGUAGUGUAAGACCGGUGGAAAGUGCAAAGGCCAGGGAUCAAAACAACAAAACCUCAUCGAUUGUUCAAGUAAGUACUCGACAAAGCCGGGGUCGUCAACGCUCCUCUCGCCGCAAACACCCAACCGACAAGGCGAAGCAGCGCUGGUGCCUUAACGACGAGCAAAUGGAGCUCUGCUACACUUCAUGCAUGAGCCACUAUGAAGAUGUUAUGAGAACUGUAAAGGCAAGGGAUCUAGCUAGAGAGCUUGCCGAUGGGUUUGACGUUCUUAGGGAGCGAGGAAGAGGUAGAUUCGACAUGGAAUUACCGGCAUUCGAUACAGAGGCGUUCUCAUUCUUGAUCGAUCUGCAGAAGGCUCCUUGGAUGCCAAUUGUCAAAUGUAUUCUGGGAGAAGAGGUAUCUCUCAUCCAUAAAGGAUGCUUCUUGUCUUUGCCCGAUGCAGAGACUCAGGUAUAUCAUCAAGAUGGUGUCCAUCUGAACAGCCAAACUCAAAAGCCCUGCCACGCAAUCAACGUGUUUGUGCCGCUAGUAGAUCUCACACCCAGGAAUGGACCGACUGAAUUCUGCCUUGGGAGUCACAUAUUAGGAAACGAGGGAUUCGACAAAGACUUUGUCGAAAUACCCAAACCGACAGCUGGCACACCUGUUAUUUUUGAUUAUAGAUUGGGUCAUCGAGGCUUGGGGAAUUCCAGCUCAAAGUGCAGGCCCAUUGUCUAUUGUACGUAUGCACGAGGAGCCGUGGAUGGCAAAGAGUUCCGAGAUAGCGUAAAUUUUUCGAAACGAAGGUAUCACAAGAUUGGAGAGUUGACGCAAAAGCCAUUGUCGCGAGAGGAACGUAGAUUGAACCGCAAACGAUCCUUAGAGAGUAGACAAAUUAAAGCUGAGGCAAAGAAGAUCGCAAAACUGGAGCAACAACAGACACUCGCGAAAGGAAAAGAGAAUGAAGUGGAAAAGCAGAAUUUUGUUAAAUCUUCUGUUGUGUCGAGGCCACAAAAUUUCGACUUUCCGACCGACCAGAACGAGUGGCAAGCCAAUGUGGCUAUUGAGAAAAUUUACUCCUCUGAAGGAAAAAAGACUGCUGAACCAUGUCAUUUGCCUCCUCCAGUGACAACUGGAGACAACCAAUCUGAUUGA
This is a messenger RNA of Cylindrotheca closterium, 2685 nucleotides long. NCBI's taxonomy places the organism in Eukaryota, Bacillariophyta, Bacillariophyceae, Bacillariales, Bacillariaceae. The record is from the annotation of a GenBank genome assembly.